AUGUCGAAUGGUGAGGACUACAAGGUACGUGAUGACUUCGAGGUAGGUGAUGACUUCGAGGUAGGUGAUGACUUCGAGGUAGGUGAUGAAGACAUAUUCAUAGACAGAGCCAGUGAUCCAGGGCAAAAUUGGAAGGGGGCAGUACAAGAUGGCAGAAACGAUCAGACACCAAGUGGCACAAUGAUCCACUUUAUUUAUUUGGCCCAGGAAGCUAGCCCUGGAAUAGGGCUCCCGCUGUGCCAAGCUGGCCAUCGAGCCCCUGAAAUUCCAUCGGCCAAUGGUAUCUUUAUCUUACCUGCUGAGGAUUGA
Penicillium canescens is the source of this 309-nucleotide messenger RNA. RefSeq lists its product as uncharacterized. Bases 1 to 309 code for a protein of 102 amino acids. The transcript has a single exon. The record is from RefSeq and is a predicted model, not a curated record. Lineage: Eukaryota; Fungi; Ascomycota; Eurotiomycetes; Eurotiales; Aspergillaceae.